AUGAUGUCUACAUCCUCCUCCAUGUGUUUGGAGCGGUGUCCUGUGGCGCGCCCUCUAGCGAGAAAACGGCGAACUGACAACGCCUGCGUGCUGUUAGGCUUCAGGUCAGCGGGAGUCUCCUCACAUGACUCUGGUACAUUACUAGGAGGCAAUCUCAAGAUCCUCAAAAAUAUUAUUCUCCAGGAUGGUGCAGAAUUCACAAAGGUGUGGACCAAAUCCUCCAAAUCCCUCAUCACAUAUGAAAGCGGAAGGAUAUAUUUUGAGAAUUACAGAUGCUCUUACACCAGCCUAACACCUCAACCACAGCUCCUGUAUAAGAUGCCAAAGAGAUCAAAAGCUGAGAAGAUUGAGGAUUGCUUAUUAUGUCAGUGUCCACUUGAUAAAACUCUCCCAUGGUCUUUGGAGCAAAAACCCAGCCUUCUAGCGCUAACAGCUAAUAACUGGUUGUAUCAUCUCUCCGCUGACACGGGGCAAACGCUGCACAGAGUCUACCUCUCAUCCCAUUUCAAGUUCAGAUCACUGGGGUGGGAUGUCUCUCAGGAAACAUUUUAUGUCAAAUCCAUACAACAUAAACAGACACCACUAGCACGACAGGCUGGUGUUGAGAACAACAUCCUCAUGCAUUUAGCCAUAUUCAAAGUCUUUCCUCUUGCUAUUGUAGGACUGUUGGAGAUCAACAAAAAAGUCUUCGGUAAAACCGUGGUCGAUGUUCUUCUGUCUCAAGGAGUGUUUGCUGUGUCUCACAGCUCAAAAUGUGUAAAGCUUUACAGCUUUGAACACAUUGUGAAAAAGUUCAGGAUGAAGAAGCUGGUAUUGGGACAUGAGUGUGAUUUAUACGGUGCUCGGGGAAUAGUGGGAGAUGCUCCAUAUGGCAUUCCAGUCAACAUUCAAAUCAAUGAGUGUCCUCCUGCACUGUUCGAGAUGUCGUACUUGGAUAAUGGGAUUCAGAUCGGAGGACACCCAUGGCACUACAUCUACACCCCUAACCAUAAAAGAGACAGGGGGACACACCAUAUCUGCGCCAUCAGUAAUGGUGCUCUGGCAAAUAAUGGUGUGCAGAAUAUGAAUUGCGACUCACUAGAGGAAGACUGGAUCUUCUUCCAUCCGGAUGACUCGGGCAGGAUCAUCCAUGCAGGGCCCAGCACUAUAAAUGUUCUGAAAAUCAAAGGAGAAAAAGAAUUCACUUCAAAGUAUGAAGUGGUCUGUGAUUUCUCUAUUUUAGCAUCUCGAGAAAACAGCACCACUUCCCAGGUGACAGUGACCUCCUCUGGCCGAACAGUGAAGAAAAGAAUUCAGCAACUGGAAGAUGAUCCUGAGCAGGAGACAUUCAAGAUGGUCAAAUAUGAAGACGAGCUGGACCUAUUAGCCGUUGUGGAUGUCAAGCACACAGAAAAUGAGGGACAAGCCAGUGUUCGUCUCCACCACAAUAAAAGCGGAGUUUUGCUGAAAAAAAUUGUCCUUCAGGAGCCAUGGGAUGUGACCUACAGUCAUGAAGUCUAUUUCGACAGGGACACUAUAAUACACAUUGAACAAGAGAGGAACAACAGCUACUGUUGCCAUGUGUAUAAGAUAAAACGAAGGACAAACUGAUUGCAAACUGAAACAUGCAGUUUGUAGAUACUCAGAGGACCAAGUCGAAAUAUUUUUUUACGACGUUAGUUGAAUUUGUUUGCACUCUCUUAGAUGUCAUGCGUAAUAAAAAGGAGCCUUUGAAUGCUGAAUUCACUUUAAGACGCCCCCGAGUGACGUCAUGGUGCAUGUUAAAUGCAGUUUUGUGUGUGUAAGUUCUUGCAAAGAUCCUCAUUAAUAAAAUUGUUUUAGAAACUAA
Silurus meridionalis is the source of this 1828-nucleotide messenger RNA. RefSeq names its product ddb1 and cul4 associated factor 17 (gene dcaf17). The coding region runs from base 1 to 1590 and encodes 529 amino acids. Gene Ontology annotation, biological process: protein ubiquitination. The transcript is spliced from 14 exons. The record is from RefSeq and is a predicted model, not a curated record. Lineage: Eukaryota; Metazoa; Chordata; Actinopteri; Siluriformes; Siluridae. Gene Ontology annotation, cellular component: Cul4-RING E3 ubiquitin ligase complex.